Molecule: messenger RNA, 2254 nt
Organism: Phalacrocorax carbo (great cormorant)
Lineage: Eukaryota; Metazoa; Chordata; Aves; Suliformes; Phalacrocoracidae
Source: RefSeq, a predicted model, not a curated record
GCUGGGGCCGGGCGGCUGCGGAACGGGGGGUCUACCGGGCAUGGGAGCGGCCGCGCCUGGAAGCGCUUACCGGAGGCUUAAUGGCAAGCAUCCUCCAUGAUAACAACAAGGCUUGCAGCUCUUCUCCAGCGUGCCUCCAGUUGCUCGUCGGGGCAGGGAGGUUUGCAGGCAGCCAGGCAGGCACCAGCACCAUGUUCAGCCGGUCAGGAUACCAGGCCCUUCCUUUGGGAGACUUUGACCGCUUCCAGCAGUCCAGCAUCGGGCUCUAUGGUGCCCAAAAGGGCUUAUUCUCCUUCGGAUCCAAGCAAGACCCUCUGGGCCCAGCUGGGAAUACCACAGAUUCCUCCCAGGGUUGGCUGUCCUGGAUCUGCCAUGGGAUUAUCACUUCCUUGGUCUUCUUGCUGAUGGUUGUCACCUUCCCUAUCUCAGGAUGGUUUGCCUUGAAGAUUGUGCCUACCUAUGAGCGAAUGAUCAUCUUCCGCCUGGGCCGCAUCCGGGCACCGCAGGGACCCGGUGUGGUCCUGCUGCUGCCCUUCAUCGAUCACUGGCAGAGAGUGGAUCUGAGGACGAGGGCCUUCAACGUGCCCCCCUGCAAGCUGACCUCCAAGGAUGGGGCGGUCAUCUCCAUGGGUGCUGACAUCCAAUUCCGGGUGUGGGACCCCGUGUUAUCUGUCAUGAUGGUGAAGGACCUCAUCGCAGCCACGCGGAUGACGGCACAGAACGCCAUGACCAAGAUCUUAGUGAAGAAAAGCCUCCGUGAGAUCCAGGUGGAGAAGCUGAAGAUUGGGGAGCAGCUGCUGCUGGAGAUUAAUGACAUGAUCAAGUCCUGGGGCCUGGAGGUAGACCGCGUGGAGCUGAGCAUGGAGGCCGUGCUGCAGCCACCCCAGGAGAACCUGGUGGGCCCUCUGGCCACCAUGCCACCCGUGCCUGGGCUGGAGGGGCUGGAUGGCACCAUUCAGCAGUUGGCUGCCCAUUUCCUCAGCAACACCUUGGCUCUGGCAGGCAGUGGGACUGGCACUCCAGAGGCAGACAGCAUGGAGACAGUGAAUGAGGUGGAGCCUCCCACCACUCCCCUCCUCACCACCAAUGGCAGCGCCUGGAGGAAGCCCAGUGUGGAUGAACUGUUCUCAGCGGUGGAGCCCAUCCUCUCCGAGGCCCUGGUUGGCCAGGUGGGAGCAUCCUACCAGGUCAACAUUGCCCUGCCCAGUGGCGCCUGGAGCACCUACUUCAUAGACCUCUCCUCAGGCAACGGGCGAGCUGGCCGUGGUGUGCCCGAGGGCAGCCCUGAUGUCAUUCUCGAGGUGGCAGAGAAAGACCUGCAGGACCUCUUCUUGGGUGACUUGCGCCCUUUGGGUGCCUACAUGAGCGGGAGGCUGCAGGUGAGAGGCGACCUGCACCUCGCCCUGAAGCUGGAGGAGCUCGUUAAGGCGAUGAAGCAACGUAGAUAGAGCAUGUGUGUGGGUGUGUGUCUGUGUGCAUGUGUCUUUGUAGGUGUGCAAAAGCAGGGGACUUAUAGGGGUGCUGUGCGGUGGGGGCCUUGCCCUUCUGGAGGUCCUGCUGCUCUCCCCAUGGAGGCUGCACAGGACUGGGUGAAGAUCUGAGCAGGGAAACUGAGGCCGAGCUCCAUUGCCUGUCCUUGCCCUUGGCUUUACCUCCCCUGCCCAUCCUUUGCCUACAAUGUUAUGGGAUGGGAACCAGUUGGCACCCCACCAUGUGCCAUUUUGCUUCCAGAUCCCUUGGCCAGUAUGCCACCAGGGCACAGACUGAUGUCCUGCUGUCCCCACAACAGGCUGCGUGGCCAGACAUCUCAGACUAGAAGGGGCAUGAGCUGAGCAUAUUGGACUGGGAAGAGCUUGGGGACACUGUGGCCAAGGGCAGUAGUUGUGGGGUGGGGUGGGCAGCCAAAGCGGGAUGUGAGAGCCGGCUGGACCAGGCUGGGAUGCCACCAGCAGGCUGGGGUUGGGGUCCAGCAUGGCACUGCUGACAGGGUGCUGACAUUUAUGGGGAAGGAGCAGAGGUGGCAAUUUGGGAAAAGACCUUUCUGGAGGUACUCAAGACUUCCCGACAAAGUGGUUUAUAAUAAUUCAUUAUGCUAAUUUGUGCUUCAGAGUGCUUUUGCAUGCAUGCUGUGAGGUCUGUCCGCGGAGGGUGUGUGGACUGUAUAUAGGCGUAUAUAGAUAUUUAUUUAUUUUGUAAGCUUCCUUUCUAUCAACUCUCCAUGGACAAUAAACCUGGUCUGCAGCCUUGUGCUUGA